CCGUAUUUUUUGUUUUGUUUUUAGAAACAUUUAAUAAAAAAGGAUUAAGAUGGAAAGUUAUUCAGAAGAUGAAAGAAAUUUUCAAACUCCUGAAUAUCUAAAACCCAAAUUUAAUGGUUUAGAAGGAAAAUACAUUCAUUCUACGCCAUUAUCUCAAUCUAAUCCUUAUCCAGUAUUUCAUUCAAUGUCAUCAGGUUUUACAGGAUAUAAAGAUAUAUUAACCAAUGAGAAAACAACACCUCUUUAUAUACCAUUAUCAGAUGAAGGUUAUUCAUCAGUUGGAUCUGGUUCAACUCCAACUGGUUUCUCAAAUAAUUUACCGACAUCUGAAUUAAUAAAUCAAUAUAAAGAUUAUGGAUCUGUUGAAUGUAUUCAUAAUUCUAUUAAUCAAAAAGAAAAACUAGAAAUUGUUGCAUUGGAAUUGUUAAAUCAAGCUCGUCUAAUUCCAAAUUAUUCUUGUCAUAGACAUUUACAUAAUAGAAAUAAUUUAGGAAUAAAUGAAGUGAAUGAUAAAUCACAACUAUCAUAUUAUAAAGAAUUGAAUGAUAAAUAUCAUUCAUUAUUACAAUCUAAUAUAAAAUAUGGAAAUUAUAAUUAUCCAUCUAUGAUUAAUCAAAAUAAUGAAUGUAUUAAUUUAAGUCAACAAGAUUUAAAUUGUACAAAAUUAUUAUCUUCAAUUAAUAUAAACAAUUUACAAUAUCAAAAUAAUAAACAAUCUUUCAAUGAUCAAUUGGAUUAUUUAAAACCAUUUGAAAAGAUUAAUAAAACUAUUAAAAAUGAUAAUAAUAUAGAUACUGAUCAAUCAGUUGAAAGUCGUAAUCAAAUAUGUAAUCAAAUUCUGAAUCAAGUUCGUCGUGAAAUGAUUCGACUUAUUGAUAAUAGUAUGCAUCAAUUAGAAACAUAUUUACAAAAUUAUCAUUAUAAAGAUUGGUAUAAUUCAUCAACAAUAUUAAAUUAUUGUAAUUCAAUGAAAUCUGUACAAUUUGAUGGUAUACAAGAUUGUGAUGUGACACCACUUAAUUUAAAAUUUACAAAAAAUAAUAAUGAUAUAGAAUUGGAAAAUGUUAACAAUAAGCAAUCUAAUCAGAAUCAAUCAAGUGAAGUAGAGUUUAUUCCUAAUGAUAUUGUAUCAUCUGAACAAGAAUCUGCUAAUUCAAAGUGUACAAUCAUAACAUCAAAAGAAUCAUCCACUUAUUCAACAAGAAUAAAACCAUUACGUUAUACUACUACUACUACUAAUAAUAAAACACGUCGAUUAAGAAUUCAUCAAUUUAAUAGUCAAUUAUUUGUUGAUAGAAAUCAAACAAGAAAAUUAAAUAAAUUAUCACCAAGUUGUAAUAAACGUCGGUUAAAUAAUGAUAUAGAAGAAUUUCCAAAUAAAAUUCCUCAUUUAGAUGAAUCAUUAGAUUUAAGAAUUCAUCAAAAUGACCAUGAAGAUAAUAAUAACAAUAACAAAACAGAUCUAAUUAUUUCAUCAGAUAAUCAUUCAAGUAAUUGUUCUCAAACACGUUUGAAAAGAUCAAUAAUUAAUAGUCAAACUAAAACAGCGACAUUGAGUGCAGCUCAUUUGAAAAAAGCUAAAAUGAUGUUCAUGUAUUCCCGUUACCCAACAUCAAGUCUAUUGAAGUCAUAUUUUCCAGAAGUUUGUUUUAAUCGUGGAUCUACUGCACAGUUGGUAAAAUGGUUUAGUAAUUUCCGGUAAGCUUUUGUACAAAAAAUAUCUUAAUCAUAAAUAUCUAUACAUGAAUGCACAACACCUCCGAUUGUACAAUGUUCAUAUCAUCGAAUUCACUGUUCUCUAACAUCAGUUGGAGGAUGGAGAAAAAGAGGAAAGGACAUAGUCGAAUCGGUCUGCACAAAAGAGUUUUUUUACAUACAGAUCGAAAAAUUUGUUCGUCAACAAAAAGCAACCGGUUUAAAGAAAGCAGAUGAUAUUAGACUAUCACGUGAACAUGAAUUAAUACGUAGCAUGGAAACACAUUUUAAUAAAGGUGACGAAAUUGAAACUCCGAAAGAAUUUCUUGAAGCUAUUCAAAUUACAGUAUGGGAAUUCGCUGAUGCAAUUUUAAAUGAACGUGAUGUUAAUUCAUCAUGGAAAAAAACUAUUUAUAAAAAGAUUUCUAUAUUAGAUAUACAAUUUCCAGAAUUCUUUAAAUGUUAAUUGUAUUUGUUUAAUAUUUAGAUAUGAUAAUCUAUUUAUAUGUAAGAACAUUUUCUAAACUUCUAAUCUAUUCUUUCAUUGCUUAUUUCAUUUUUCUAUCCAUAUUUUCCUCACAUAUUAUCUCUUUAUUAUUUAAGUAGUAUGAUUUUCUUUCUUAUUAAUUUACUUAUUUAGUUCAUUGUAGACAGAAUUUUAGUUAUAAUAUAUAAUCAUAAUACCAAAUAUUGCUAUUAAUGUAU
This is a messenger RNA of Schistosoma haematobium, 2400 nucleotides long. It is a transcript of the gene PROX1, whose product is annotated as Prospero homeobox protein 1. Gene Ontology annotation, biological process: regulation of transcription by RNA polymerase II. The record is from RefSeq and is a predicted model, not a curated record. The transcript has 4 exons. Bases 50 to 1702 code for a protein of 550 amino acids. Lineage: Eukaryota; Metazoa; Platyhelminthes; Trematoda; Strigeidida; Schistosomatidae. Gene Ontology annotation, cellular component: nucleus. Gene Ontology annotation, molecular function: RNA polymerase II cis-regulatory region sequence-specific DNA binding; DNA-binding transcription factor activity, RNA polymerase II-specific.